AUGACCAGGUCGGCAUCUUUCGACGUUAUAGGUACUUGUUUCGGGUUCUCUGCUCCAAUCCAAGCCAUCCACUCCCGUCUGGGCCCGAAACUCAAGACUGCCGAGGUGGAUGCAAAAGCGCUCUUCUUUUCCUGGUUCUACGCUGCGCAGCGCGACUUUACAUAUGUCUCCAUGAACGGAUCCUACGUGCCAAUUGCACAAAUACUAAAAUCGACUCUCCGGCGCGCGUGCGCUGUAGUUGAUCUACCCACCGAUGCUGUCACCGAUGAAGAUGUAGAGGAGACCAUGAAGGCAUUCAGAAGCAUGGGGCCAAGAGAAGGCCUCAAGAAAUGUUUCGAUGGGUUGAGGGAAGCUGGGUGGGAAGUUUAUGGAGUGACCAAUGGCGGAUCAGAGACGUCGCUGAAUUACUACCACAACGCGGGUAUUGAGCUCGACGCCGACCAUCUGCUGAGCUGCGAUGCGAUCCAAGUUGCAAAGCCCGAUGUCCGGGUUUAUGAGAACGCCAAUCAACAUAUAUCUAGGAGAUUGCAAGGAAAUGAAGAAGGGGAGAGGUGGUUUGUUGCAGCGCAUGCGUGGGAUCUGAUUGCAGCGAGGAAGGCGGGGUUCAAGACUGCCUACCUUACAUUCGAGGAACACGACCCGUGUACCGAUGUGUUUGGCGAGUUUGACUUGUAUGCGUCCAGCAUGGAUGAGUUGCUGCGUAAGCUGAAAGGGCUCAAGUGAAGAGCGCAUUGAGAGUCACGGAUAAUCCAAAUGAGCAAAAUGAACACUUUUUUGCA
Messenger RNA from Bipolaris maydis ATCC 48331, 779 nucleotides. Its product is annotated as HAD-like domain-containing protein. The record is from RefSeq and is a predicted model, not a curated record. NCBI's taxonomy places the organism in Eukaryota, Fungi, Ascomycota, Dothideomycetes, Pleosporales, Pleosporaceae.